AUCAAUCAGUUGUUGAAUCAAGAAACUAGAAUAAUCUCCCUCACUUUAUAGUCUUUAUUAUGAAACCCUAACCCUAAUUUUGCUAUUUCAAAGCCAUUAUCUGAUCUUUGUAAACCCUAACUCUAUAUAACAGUCUUCGGCUUCGAUUUUUGCUCUCAUCUGUUCUUGAUUUCGCGGCUUCUUAUCUUGAAGACAAUUCAACGGCAACUUUUUGGUUGCUUAAAAGUUUCGCGUUUUGCCGCAAAGAUCAUCUCUAUUGAUCGUGGAUAUCGCUUCGUCGAUCGCUAAUUAAUCAGUUUUUGAAGAUUUUGGUCGGCGGCGAUUCUUUUAAUUGAAAUCCAAUAUUUGGGGUUUUCAUCAUUUUUCUGUUGGAUCUGCCAUUUUUUCAUUGAAUUGAGAGAAUCGGCUGCGAAUUUCUCGUUUGCUGUGUGCGAGAAGGAGUUUGCCUCAGAUAAUUUGAGAGUUUGAAGGUUUCAGUCUCGUAUUGAAUAAAUUAGUUUUUUUGCCUCGAGCAACGCGUGAAGAAUAUUCAGCGGGAUCCAUUGCGCGAAUUGAUUGGUUCGAUCUUUCAUUAGUUACACCGAAGAAAUCAGAAAAAAAAUAAUUAAAAGAGAGACCUUUGCUUUUGUACUUUGUCAUAUUUUUGUUUGUUCGAGUUUUAAGUUCAUUUGAAUGUCAGGCCUUUUAAUUUUUUAAGGCCUUUGAUUAUAUCGUUAUAUUUGUGUUUCCUUUUCCCAUUUUCCAUAUAUUCUAUUACAAUAUUUUAUCAAAUCAGAAAAAAGGAAUGGCUGUUUAUUACAAGUUUAAGAGUGCAAGAGAUUAUGAUUCUAUCGCAAUGGACGGUCCAUUUAUAUCAGUUGGUACCUUGAAAGAAAAAAUUUUUGAAUCAAAGCAUUUAGGCAGGGGUACCGACUUCGACCUCCUGGUCACUAAUGCCCAAACUAACGAAGAAUAUCUUGAUGAGGCAAUGUUAAUUCCAAAAAAUACUUCUGUAUUAAUUCGUCGGGUUCCUGGACGGCCUCGCAUGCCCAUUGUUACCGAGCCAGAGCCUAAGGUGGAACCUGUGGCUGAGGACACACAACAAGAAAAGAGUAGCUUCCAGGCAGCCGAUACUUCUGUUAUGAUAUAUAAUGAAGACACUGAAUGGGAUGAGUUUGGGAAUGAUUUGUAUGCAAUUCCUGAAGCACCAUCUGUGCAGUCAAGCAAUCCACUUCCAGAUGCUCCACCAUCAAAUAAAGCUGAUGAGGACAGCAAGAUCAAGGCUUUAAUUGAUACUCCUGCCUUGGACUGGCAGCGGCAAGGUUCUGAUGGUUUUGGCCCUGGUAGAGGCUUUGGAAGGGGUAUGGGAGGAAGGAUGGGUGGACGUGGUUUUGGUUUGGAGCGUAAAACACCUCCACAGGGCUAUGUAUGUCACAGGUGUAAGGUUCCAGGACAUUUUAUUCAACAUUGCCCUACUAAUGGUGACCCAAAGUAUGAUGUCAAAAGAUUUAAACAUCCUACUGGUAUUCCAAAGUCAAUGCUAAUUGCUACUCCAGAUGGUUCAUAUGCCUUGCCAAGUGGUGCAGUUGCUGUUUUGAAGCCAAAUGAGGCUGCUUUUGAGAGAGAAAUCGAGGGCUUACCUUCCACACGUCCUGUUGGUGAUCUUCCCCCAGAACUCCACUGCCCAUUGUGCAAGGAAGUAAUGAAAGAUGCUGUAUUAACAAGCAAAUGUUGUUUCAAGAGUUUCUGUGAUAAGUGCAUCAGGGACCACAUUAUUUCAAAAGCAAUGUGUGUAUGUGGGGCCACAAAUAUUCUCGCAGAUGAUCUUCUGCCAAACAAGACACUUAGGGAUACGAUAAAUCGUAUUUUGGAGUCUGGUAACAGUAGUGCUGAAAAUGCUGGAAGCACUUUUCAAGUUCAAGAUAUGGAAUCUGCCAGGUUGCCGCCUAAGGUUCCAUCUCCUACUAUGUCUGCUGCUUCAAAAGGAGAGCAAAAGCCAUUGCCUAUUGAAGAAGAAACUCCAGUCAUGAAGGAGACAGCAGACGAGGGAAAAGCUGUUAUUGCUCCACAGCAGGUUCUGGAAAAGCCAAGGGCAGUAGCAAAAGCACCUGAUGUGUCUGAAGCCACACUUGAGUCAAUGAGUGUGAAGGAGCCUGCAUCACAAGGGAGUGCCCCACUGGUGGAGGAGGAAGUCCAGCAGAAGAUGGCUUCUGGGGAGGCAGGAAAGAAAAAGAAAAAGAAGAAAGUUCGCAUGCCUGCUAAUGGCAUGCCUCCAAAUGACUUACAAUGGAAAACCCCUCAAGAUUUUGCAGCUGAGAAUUAUAUGAUGCCUCUUGGACCCUCAGCUUAUAAUCCUUACUGGACCGGCAUUCAGCCUGGGAUGGAAGGAUAUGGAGCUCCGUUUGGUGGGGCCAUGCCCUAUAUGGGUUAUGCUAUGGGCCCCUUAGACAUGCCGUUUGGAGGUGUCAUGCACCAGGACCCUUUUAUGGCACAAGGUUAUAUGUUGCCCGGUGUUCCUCCUCAGAGGGAUCUAGCAGAUCUUGGAAUGGGCAUGAAUGUUCCACACCCCGCACACCCUGUAAUGAGCAGAGAAGAAUUUGAGGCACGGAAAGCUGAUUUAAGGAGGAAGCGUGAAAAUGAGAGACGAAGUGAAAGGGACUUCAGUAGAGAUCGAGACUAUGCUAGAGAAGUGAGCAGCAGUGUCGAUGUUUCUUCCAUGAAACCAAAAUCUAAAUCAAUUCCUCAAGCUUCAAGUGCUGAUCACAAUCACCACCGCCACAGGCCUGUGAGGUUAUCUCCAGAACCACCACCACCUCCACCCCCACGGCCAUCCAAGAGAAAGUCUGAUCACCAUCGUGACCAUGAUUAUGAUUACCAUGACUAUGAUCAUGACCACGACCGUGAACGUGAACGUGAACGUGAAAGGCAUCACCAUCAUCACCAUCACCGUUCAGAGUCCUCUUCAAAGCCUUCCUCAGAAACAGUCGUCAAAUCCACUUCAACAUCAACACCGACAAUGUCAGCAGCUGACAAAAAACACAAACUGAGUGUCUUUUCUCGCAUUAGUUUCCCUGAAGAAGAAGCUGCCAACGCAAAGAAACGAAAGCUCUCUUCCUCUUCUUCAGCAGCAACAACAGAAGCAGCCAAGCCAUCCUCGAAUGGAUUUUACGAGGACUACAAGUCAUCUUCUGCCAAGCUACUUAAGAGUGGUUGUGGUGUGGACUAUGAGUCGAGUGAUGAUGACAGGCAUUUCAAGAGGAAACCUUCAAGAUAUGAGGCAACACCACAACCACCGCCAGCUGUGGAGUGGGAGGAGGAGCCGCGACACUCGAGGGGCUCCACUAGGGAACGUAAGCAUAGAUAGAUUCUAAAAGAGAGGCUGAUUUUUCCUCCACUCUGAGUGGG
This is a messenger RNA of Pistacia vera, 3384 nucleotides long. RefSeq names its product E3 ubiquitin ligase PQT3-like. Gene Ontology annotation, molecular function: ubiquitin protein ligase activity; nucleic acid binding; zinc ion binding. The record is from RefSeq and is a predicted model, not a curated record. Bases 785 to 3343 code for a protein of 852 amino acids. Gene Ontology annotation, biological process: protein ubiquitination; ubiquitin-dependent protein catabolic process; mRNA processing. The transcript is spliced from 15 exons. NCBI's taxonomy places the organism in Eukaryota, Viridiplantae, Streptophyta, Magnoliopsida, Sapindales, Anacardiaceae. Gene Ontology annotation, cellular component: nucleus.